This is a messenger RNA of Porites lobata, 2113 nucleotides long. The record is from the annotation of a GenBank genome assembly. NCBI's taxonomy places the organism in Eukaryota, Metazoa, Cnidaria, Anthozoa, Scleractinia, Poritidae.
GAGAAAGAAGCCGAAUGCGUCAAGCAACCAGAGCAACGGAUUGAAAAGCAUCCAUUUUCAGAACCUUGGGAAGAUAGUGAUUUGGUGCUCGCGGUGGAAGAUGAGACAUUUUAUGUCCAUCGACAGAUACUGAGUUUACACUCACCAGUGUUUAAAGCAAUGCUCAGUUCACAGAAAGAAGGAACGGCCACAGAAAUUCCAUUAGCAGGAAAAAAGGCAAAAGAGGUUUUGGAUUUCCUGAAGGUUCUCUACUUGAAAGAAACAGAAGGCAUUACUUGUAAGUAGAGAACGUGCCUUAAAAAUACUUAGGAAUGUAAUGUAUGUCCUUGUACUAUAGACAUUAUAUAUCGCUAAGGUGGUUUGCAAUGUAUAUGAUGCAAGCCCAAACAAGCUAAAAAAAGCAAAACAAGCGAGUCAAUCUAACAUGAACAAUGCUUUAUUUAAUUUAACCUACGAAGCGAGUGAUAUCCUUAACGUAAACUUAUCGUCUGGCGUAUCGCUCUAAAGUAGCGAGAACUAUUAUUAGCAAACCAGUCCUUAGCCAAACCUAAAGGAACUGUAACACAGCGAUUACAUCGAAAAGACUAUACGCAGUGCUGAUUCGACGCUUUGCAAACACAACUUCUUGCUUAUUCUUUCGCGAACACAUACCUAAGCUUCCUAAGGAUUAAAACAAAAAAACAGAUUGAGUAAUCAAAACAUUUCACAGUCGAAUCGGGCUUCAGGAAAAUCUCACCUGGUGCUUAGACGUUUCGCAAUUAUAUGACCUUCACUGUGUUCAUUGGACUCAACAAAGCAUCCAUACGCAUUCACUACCAGUUUAAAUUUUGAACUGCUUUCUCCGGUGACAUUUUAAGUCAUAUGAAGUCGGCGAUAUAUCUUCCUCCAUUUGGAAAAGAAUUUAAGUCUUACUGGCCUCUUUGAUACUGAAGCCAAUCAAAACACUGUGUUUGACAAAAAAAUCGUUUCAAAACACAUGUACAUGUUUUGAUGCCAGUUUCCUACGACCGUUUGUUUUUCAGCACUGAAAAUUACUCUAUAUUUAUUCUAGAGAAAGAAAGUGACUGUUCAUUUUUUUUUGAAAAAGAGAAAAACAAAAAAUGGGUCAUUUACCUCUCUAGGAGGCUCCAGCCUUAAGGCAAAAGCCAACCAUGUUUUAAUUUGCGGGUGAUAAUUUCGCGCGCUUGAACUAACACGUAGUAAGAAUGCGCAACGCAGUACUAAAAAUCUCCCCGUCCUUCGCCCUUUGUUCUUCUCUUUUUGUUUUUGUUUUCCCUAUCUGUCUAACUGUGGUUUUGGUUUCUGUUACUGAUUAGUAAACAAAAUGGGUCACCUUCUGAAGCUAGCUGAUGAGUACGAAGUACAGGGUGUGGUCGAUCUCUGCGUCAAGUGCCUCAAAGAUGUGCCAAAGUCUGAGGAGAAUGUGGUGAAGAUUCUAUAUCUGGCAACAGACACACUAAAAGCUGGUGAGGAUUCUAGGCUUGAUAGCGUUCGCAGAGAUUGCGAAAUCCUCGUCAAAGACAUGGACCUUGCCAAUAUCACUGCAAAGGGUGAUUUUAAGAAUCUGAACCGAGACAGCAUGGAAAAAGUUUUUGUUAAGAGAACUGAACGUUUAGAAAGUUUUAUUAAGGACGUUCAUCCUCAGUUGAUUGGGUUAGUGGAAUAUUGUUUACACCUAAAACUAGAAUCGCCUUUUCCUUGUGUAACUCGCUGCCCUCAACACCUGCCACCUGGGAAAUCGCUCGGUUCUAGACCUGAACAUAUUGGUCUUCUUCAGCGGAUCAAUAGUUGUUUUGGUUGUAGAGAUAUGAUUACACAGUUAGUUUCUUCAUCUUACAAACCAGUUCAAACCAUAACCCAAGAGGAUGCCUCUGAAUCCCUCCCUGUCCAGGCUGUCCCAACAGGAGUUGUUAAGGAACACGUGUAUGGGGGCGGUUUCCACUUUGACGAGAAAUUGAUUACACUUCUUCAGGAUAUAAACAAGAUAGUUGACCUCCCUCUUCCCAGAUUUGGAACCUCAACUACUAAAACCCCUGCUUCAUCCAGUCUGGGGACCACUGCUGCUAGCCUCCCUGCUUCAUUCAGUUCGGGGACGUCAACUAUCAGCUCCCCU